AUAUUGCCCUGUUCCAAAUAAACACAAAAAAGAAAUAUUAAAUAGUCAUUAUAAUUUGCGUCAUGAAACUGAAUGUGGAUUUGAUUUAACAUUUUAGGUGCAGCCAAAAUUGACAACAUACCACCGCAACGAGGUCUACGCUCAGCGCAUGGCCGACUUCGCGCUGUUCUCCGCCAACGUGAAUCAGCUACGCAACCUUCUAGGUUCUUCGAACACCACUCAGUAUUACUACUUCAACUUGACCCUAAUCGCCGCUAGCAUUAUACUGCAAGUCACUGUAGGCGUCGGCAUCAUGGUGAACAACUUCUACAACGUAAAUAAAAAGGACACGUACAAAGCGGGCAUUAUCAACAACAUGACCGUGGCGGGCGUGUUCCUGAUCACCAUCUUGAAUGUGUUCAUCGCGUCGUUCGGCGUUGCCUUCUUCGCUCUAGUGGCACUACCCCGACUCGCCACGACGUCUAGCGACUAUAAAGUCUAACUUUAAGACUGAAUUUUCU
Molecule: messenger RNA, 500 nt
Organism: Manduca sexta (tobacco hornworm)
Lineage: Eukaryota; Metazoa; Arthropoda; Insecta; Lepidoptera; Sphingidae
Exons: 2
Coding region: 149-481 (110 amino acids)
Biological process (GO): tissue regeneration; cell adhesion
Cellular component (GO): membrane
Source: RefSeq, a predicted model, not a curated record